This is a messenger RNA of Vespula vulgaris, 3423 nucleotides long. Its product is annotated as RYamide receptor. Gene Ontology annotation, molecular function: neuropeptide Y receptor activity. The transcript is spliced from 7 exons. Gene Ontology annotation, cellular component: membrane. Bases 1895 to 3217 code for a protein of 440 amino acids. Lineage: Eukaryota; Metazoa; Arthropoda; Insecta; Hymenoptera; Vespidae. The record is from RefSeq and is a predicted model, not a curated record. Gene Ontology annotation, biological process: neuropeptide signaling pathway.
CGUAAAAUUAUAUAUCUAUGUUUUUUUUAUAAAAAAAAAUAUUAUUCCGUAGAUAUUAUUCAGUUGAAUUAUUUUUAUUAUUACGUAAAUAACGAUAGAUAUUAUUAUAUUUAAAAAAAUAAUAACAAGUCUUAAUUCGUUCUUAAUAUAACAGAUUAAAUGAUAAGAUACGACGUAAAAGUAUAUAUGUACAUAUUGCUGAAACGGUUAAUCAUCACGAAGAUCGUGAAUUUGAUAGAACGUAGACGUGUCCUUUCAUAUCUUAUAGAUUUAUGAACGUAUAGGUACAUAGAUAAAUACGAAGAUCUCCGAGAAAAUUUUCUUUCUUUUCUUUUCGAUUAUAAGACUGACAAAGUUCUUCGUAAUGUGUCAUCCAUUUCGAAACGAAGAUGAUAUUUACUUUUUAAGAUUCUUUUUCGUUGAAAGUUCCAAAGUUGCCUCGAGGUAACAAUUCGAUAACUUUGAAAAGAUACUAAAUGAAGCUCUUUAAAAAAAAAAAAUGCUUAUCUUCUGUCGAAAUUAUUUUCCUAAAGAAACUUGUGCAUAACCUACUGAAUUUUAUAUCAAUAACAUUCUAUCGAAUUGAAUAUAAUUUAAUCGCAAAAAAAAAAAGAAAUAAAAAGCCCAAAGUCCAGUCGACAAUUUCGUUUUCAUGAAAAUAUUAUUUCAGCUUGGAGAUACUCGAACGUUUACUUUCGAUAGGAUUUUAAUCGAUUUUCACAGCUCGUUCUAUAAUAUUAUCUAUAGAAAAAACGACAAGCCAUGGGGGUGGGGAGAAGAGAAAGAGAGAGAGAGAGAGAGAGUGAGAGUGAGAGUGAGAGUGAGAGAGAGUGAGAGAGAGAGAGAGGGAGAGAGAGAGAGAGAGAGAGAGAGAGAGAGAGAGUGAGUGAGUGAGUGAGUGAGUAGGAGAGUAAGGAGAGUUAUCGAUUGUAUAACAAAUUAUUGCCAUAACUAGUUUCAACCUAUUAACGAGUAACGAGCGAUCAUCGAGAAGAUGCCUAAGGCGAAUAUUAACAACACACGAUAUCGCUUGAAAUAGGGUUCACUUUAAUGUCAGCACCGUUUUGUUGUCCCGUUUUCUCUUUAGUAUAAAAUUAUUCUAACGUAUCCACCACGAGUGAAAAUUAUUGAUUACUACGUAAUCAUUAAUCAUUAAUAAUAAUAAUAAUAAUAAUAAUAAUAAUAAUAAUAAUAAUAAUAAUAAUAAUAAUAAUAAUAAUAAUAUUGAUGAUAAUGAUGAUGAUGAUGAUGAUGAUGAUGAUGAUGAUGAUGAUGAUGAUGAUGAUAAUGAUAACAGCAAAAGACAUUCAGGAUUCAACAUUCUAUUGAGAUGUAAUUCUUGAAUUAAUUCAUCCGCGAAGUUUUUUCAAGAGCAUAGAGAAAUUUUGGGUGAAUUAAAGUGUGAAAUUAAAAAUUUAAAUUAAGGGCUCAUUAAUACGAAAGAAACGGAUAAUAUAGCCAAAAAGAAAGAGAAAGAGAGAGAAAGAAAUUAUAUAAAAUAUAUCGUUUAUCGAAGAAACAAUUUAUUUUAUUACUCGAGUGGUGGUAUAUAAUUUGAACAAACAAUUUAAGAAGAAAGAAGGAAGAAGGAAGUGGCUAAAAAAGAAUAGAAAACUUUAUUAAAGUGCAAGAUGAUCGAGGAUAACAUAUUAAAAACAUGUGGACUCACGUUUAAUUUUUUGCGAUAUAAAAAAGAAGAAAGAAAAGUUGGAAGAAUUUUCGUUUCACCAGUAUCUAUUUCAAGUCGGAAACGACCGUUCUUUCAGAAGAGUUCUUUAUAAAACGUGUGAAGAAGCUUGUUCGCACAAUUUACUCUUGGAAAAAGAAACAACAUAAAAACAUAUAAAGAACGUCUCGUUUAGAUCACAAUGGCAAGCAGAAUAUACUUAACACUAUGAAGAAUAACGAAAGCAUGGUGGAUUAUGUGUUGGAUAUCAUAGAGGGCAGCGAAUACUCCAACGUAUCUUGGAAUAAUUCGAACUCAGAGCACUCAAUAGUGUGUGACGAGUUCAUCAGCAAGGACAAUGUUCUCUCGUCAAGCUGGUUCCAAGCAACUAUCUACUUUCUCUAUAGUACGAUUUUCGUGGUCGCUUUAAUAGGAAAUGGAUUGGUCUGUUACGUCGUUCAGAGUAGUCCAAGGAUGCAAACAGUUACUAACUACUUUAUCGUUAAUCUGGCAAUCAGUGAUAUCUUGAUAGCAGUUUUUUGCGUCCCUACAACAUUUGUCAGUAUACUAAUCCUUCAAUAUUGGUCCUUUGGUCGGACACUCUGUCCGAUCGUUAAUUAUUCACAGGCUGUUUCCGUGCUAGUAAGCGCAUACACUUUGGUAGCGAUCAGCAUAGAUCGUUAUAUCGCUAUAAUAUGGCCAUUGAAACCACGCAUGAGUAAAAAACAAGCGACGCUCUUGAUACUGAGUGUCUGGUUACUCGCAUUGAUAGUCUCUUUUCCGAUUGCUUUGGUAUCGGAACUUUUUCAGCCUCGAAUAGAUCAUUACGUGAAAUGCAAUAAGUUCAUCUGCCGAGAGAAUUGGCAAUCGGAAAAGCACAGAUAUUAUUAUACGGUGGCUCUAUUAGUUCUACAGUAUCUGGUACCACUGAUGGUGCUUUUAUUCACUUAUACUAGCAUCGCCAUAAUCGUAUGGGGCAAAAGACCACCAGGGGAGGCCGAGAAUACAAGAGAUCAAAGAAUGGCACGUUCGAAAAGAAAGAUGGUGAAAAUGAUGAUUACCGUUGUAUUAGUCUUCACCAUGUGCUGGUUACCUUUCAAUGUUCUCAACAUAGUGAUAGACUUCGAUGAGAGACUCCAUAAUUGGACGGGUCUUCCUUUUAUAUGGGCAGCUCUUCAUUGGCUUUCAAUGUCACAUUCCUGUUACAAUCCAGUAAUCUAUUGCUGGAUGAACGUCAGAUUUCGUGCAGGCUUUAUCAUUGCAUUUGGACGUUUGCCAUGCUUGCAUAGAUUCAUACAUAAUCGAAAACGACAUACGUAUAACACCAGUAUGGUAGGCAUGCCCUUAACAGAUCUCGAAGGAUCCGGUCAUUUUGUUCUGCAGCGAAAAAAUACGUGCACGACUUAUGUUAGUGUCAGGCACAAAACGAAUGGAAAUCAUGGAGCACCUGCAAGAAGUGCCAGCUUCCGGAACAACGAAUCAUUGCGAUCUAACAUCCCACAGUCUCAACAUUGCAUAAAACGUCAAUCACAGUUAGAGGAACAGAUAUAAAGAAUAAGAAUAAAAAUGAAAAAAAAGAAAAAGAAAACUUUCUUUUAAAAAGAAGUUUUAAUGUUUUAGCGAAAAAUAUGAAUUAGCAUAAUCGAAUAACGAUUUACGUGGUCGCUUCUUCUUAUUUUUAUUUUUACUUUCACGAAUUGAAGAAGUAUAGUUUUCCUUGUAUAUUGCAUAAAAAUAAAAAAAUAUUGAAAAAUUAA